Arvicanthis niloticus (Nile rat) is the source of this 2464-nucleotide messenger RNA. RefSeq names its product phospholipid phosphatase related 1 (gene Plppr1). Gene Ontology annotation, molecular function: phosphatidate phosphatase activity. Lineage: Eukaryota; Metazoa; Chordata; Mammalia; Rodentia; Muridae. Gene Ontology annotation, cellular component: plasma membrane. Gene Ontology annotation, biological process: phospholipid dephosphorylation; signal transduction; phospholipid metabolic process. The record is from RefSeq and is a predicted model, not a curated record.
AAACGGGAGGUCCCAAAACCUGGACCCAAAGGCGAGAGGAGGCAGAAGCAAGGAGGCUUAGCAAGGGAUGGUCGCCUAGGGGAAUCUGUGAUCCCGCUCACUCCCGCCCCCAUCCCGCUCGCGAGCACACACACACACACACACACACACGCACAUACAUCGCACAAACACACACACUCGCAUACGCCCGCGACGCGCGCUCGCCCGCUCGCUCUCCCACGCAAGCGGAAUGCAGCAGCGCCAGAGGAGCUUGUCUGCAACCGCUGCCUGAAUGCACCUCGCCGUCCGCAGCCGGUCCGCCCAAUAGGGCGCAAGGAAGGAAGCUUGGCCGCCAAAGCCUGGACAAUUUCUGACAGUGCAGUCUCACCACAUGGUUUGAGAGAUGGCUGUAGAAAACAACACUCAACGAAGCUACUCCAUCAUUCCAUGUUUUAUAUUUGUUGAGCUUGUCAUCAUGGCUGGGACAGUGCUGCUUGCCUACUACUUCGAAUGCACUGACACCUUUCAGGUGCAUAUCCAAGGAUUCUUCUGUCAGGAUGGAGAUUUAAUGAAGCCUUACCCUGGGACGGAAGAGGAAAGCUUCAUCAGCCCUCUGGUGCUCUAUUGCGUUCUGGCUGCCACCCCAACUGCUAUUAUUUUCAUUGGUGAAAUAUCCAUGUAUUUCAUAAAGUCGACAAGAGAGUCCCUGAUUGCUGAGGAGAAAAUGAUCCUGACAGGGGACUGCUGCUACCUGAGCCCCUUACUCCGAAGGAUCAUCAGGUUCAUUGGGGUAUUUGCAUUUGGACUUUUUGCUACUGACAUUUUUGUAAACGCCGGGCAAGUGGUCACUGGUCACCUAACACCAUACUUCCUGACAGUGUGCCAGCCAAAUUAUACCAGUACAGACUGCCGGGCACACCACCAGUUCAUCAACAACGGCAACAUCUGCACUGGGGACCUGGAAGUGAUAGAAAAGGCUCGGAGGUCCUUUCCCUCCAAACAUGCUGCUCUGAGCAUUUACUCCGCCUUAUAUGCCACGAUGUACAUCACAAGCACAAUCAGGACAAAGAGCAGUCGGCUGGCCAAGCCAGUGCUGUGCUUGGGUACCCUCUGUACAGCCUUCCUGACAGGCCUCAACCGAGUCUCAGAGUACCGGAACCACUGUUCAGACGUGAUUGCCGGCUUCAUCCUGGGCACCGCAGUGGCCCUGUUUUUGGGAAUGUGUGUGGUCCAUAACUUUAAAGGAACUCAAGGCUCCCCUUCCAAACCCAAACCUGAGGAUCCCCGUGGAGUUCCUUUGAUGGCUUUCCCAAGGAUAGAGAGCCCUCUGGAAACCUUAAGUGCACAGAAUCACUCAGCCUCCAUGACUGAAGUCACCUGAGAUGAAUGAAGACAUGUAGCUGUUUGGGGUUUGUUUGGUUUUGAUUUUUGUUUUUUCAGCAACCUUCCAGUUCAAUACUUCAAAACACACAGUUACUCAAGUCAAACUAUGAAGACAAGUAUUACAUUUAUCUAGUUAGAGGCUAAUGUUUUGUACAUUUUUUGUAUGAAGAAGUGAUGUAGCUUGCCCUGAUCUUUUUUUUUUUUGUCAGCUUUAAUAUAUUUAUGCCAGAUUUUUAAAACCAACAAAAUUUUCCUCUUGUUCAAGUAUGCAUUGAAGAAUCACAUUUAUUCAAUGGUUGAUGUUGUUUUGUGAUAUUUGUACACAAAUUUUUCUCAGUUUUAUAGACACAAAUAAAGUGAAUGACCCACUUUAAACCACAUUUUAUUACCACAGUUGCUGCCUCCUCCAGAAGUUUUGAAUUUUAAUGGAAGUUAAACUUUUGAGUUACAGGAAGGACCAUGGUGGUUAAUUAUAAAUAUCAAAAUCAAUUGUGGAAAAAAAAAUAUUGGAAGAGAACAUUGUGUUCUCUUCUGUUCUGUUAAUAGUUAACUGAAUUUCAAGUUAAAGUGACAGAGGCAUACUGGUGAAGAGUCCUAGUUGCCUAACUAUUGGCAUAGAAGCCUAUAUUGGGGAUGAGUGGGCUUUGGUUAUGUGAUGCUUUCUUAGAUAAUGGUCUUGCCAUCCUACAGAGCACAAGGUCAGUCUGGAAUUCUGACCUUGGGCAGGUAAUACUGUAGCCUUCUAUCCAAGAGAGCAGCUAGCACCAGCCUUUCCUGUCAACUCAACAGUUUUGUAUAUCAUAUUGUAUGGACUUUUUAUGAAAAAGAAUAUUUUACAGUUUGCACAGUAUUAUUUUACCGAAAGGCUAUCAAAGCAUCUACAUGUAGAGGCCCAGAGCAAUGGCUUCACUAUGGGGCUUUUAACUCUUCUUAGAUUUUAACUGCAUCCCAUUUUUUCUAGCAUGGUGAUAAUGUGUCCCUCCUUAUGAAGAAGGAGUUCUCUCUGUGUAUCUAUCAAAAUGUUUCUCACCUAUGUCAGCUCUUCUUAGCAUUUUUUGUACAUAUUUUUUUUCUAAAAAGAAGAAAAAAGUUAUCACAAAAA